GCGGCUCUCACGGACAGCGGGGGUCACACCCGCUGUGAAUCUGGAUCGAGCCACCGGAGCCCUUUGGCGUGGUGGAUUCCGAGUCAAGAGCGGGGCCGCCCGGUUACUGUUCUCGGGCGAUCUGGGCCAUUCGCUUCGGUGUGCGGAGCCAGUUUGCACACCGGUCCCGAGAGUAGCCCGGAUCCGGGCGGACGCAAGAGAAUCCCAACGCGCGCCCUACUUCUGGGCCACGGGUGGAAGCGGCGGUGGGCCGGUGGCCGUUCGAACUCCGGCUCGGCUUCCCUGAGCACCGAGAGACCAUCUCGGUUGUCCCCGGGGAUCCGGCUGGAGUUCAGAAGGCGAGGGUGGCGGCUAGCGAACCGGUCAGGUCGGAAGCGAAUCCGCCGGGCUGUCUAGAUGGUCCGGUCUUAGCACGGAAUCGUUCCGGGGAACGGAAUAAGCAGGAUCUUCCGAGGAAAUUAGGGAGAGUCUGGCGGUUAACGAAUCCUCGGUCUUAAAUUUCAGGUCAAGCGAUAAGGGACCCGACGGGAAAUGAGCAGCGGAUAACAAGGAGGCCUGUUUAUGAGGCUGAAUCUUGAGGAGGACAUUCUGGAUUAAAAAUUGGGUUGGGUCAGAGCAGCCCUCCAGGUGGGACACACUCUGAAAAUUACAAAUCUGACUGCUCGCUACCUGAAUGGUCGCAGUCCCAAGCGGGGAACUCCGAUCUGAAAACUAACGGCGCGGGCGGCGGAGUUGUAACUUACGAUCCGAGUGUGGUCUUUCCCAGAUCCCUAGUGCGUUUAAGUGGCCGUCUUGCCCCGUCUACCAACUCGGGCGAGUUUUCCUUCCCAGGCGCUUUGAAACGAGCGCUUGGCAGAGCACACGACCCGUGUUUGUACAUUCCCCGGUUCGCGCACAUGCUCGAGUUCGGAGACAAGAACCACGAAGUGUCGAUGACGGCGCUGAGGCUGCUGCAGCGGAUGAAGAGAGACUGGAUGCACACGGGCCGGCGGCCCUCGGGGCUCUGCGGAGCAGCGCUUCUAGUUGCAGCCAGAAUGCACGAUUUCCGCCGAACCGUGAAAGAGGUCAUCAGAGUGGUUAAAGUCUGCGAAUCCACGUUACGGAAAAGGCUCACCGAAUUUGAAGACACUCCCACCAGCCAGCUGACCAUCGAUGAGUUCAUGAAAAUCGAUCUGGAAGGAGAGUGCGAUCCCCCUUCCUUUACGGCGGGGCAACGGAAGUUAAAGAUUAAACAGCUCGAGCAGGCCCUGUCAAAAAAACUCGAGGACGUCGAGGACGUCGAAGGUGAAAUCUCGAGCUACCAGGACGAGAUCGAGAUCGAAUUAGAGAACAGCAGGCCGAAGGUGAAGGGAGCCCUCGCCAGUUACGCCAAAGACAAUUCCGUCGACGAUAAUACCGCCAUCAUCUUCGGCGAGGAGGAGGCCGAGGACGAAGAGCUGGAAGCGGCCGCCAACCACCUGAAUAAGGACUUUUACAGCGAGCUCCUCGACCGAGACAGACUGAACCACGAAGGGGAUCCGGAGCCCGGGCCGGCCGAGCCGGUGCGGCCUCCGGCCCUGGAGUGUCUGCUGGGCCCGCUCCCCACCGCCGCCAGUCUGGGCAUCACCGAGUCCAUAAAAGAAUGCAUCUCCGCCAAGGAGCGCGACCCCAAUGAAAAUUCAGGAGACGGUGAGUUAGAUCUCAGCGGAAUCGACGACAGUGAAAUAGACAGGUACAUCCUCAACGACAACGAAGCCCAGAUAAAAGCGGAGCUGUGGAUGAAGGAAAACGCUGAGUAUCUCAAGGAGCAAAAGGAAAAAGAAGCGAGGAUAGCAAAAGAGAAGGAGCUUGGCAUUUAUAAGGAGCACAAGCCCAAGAAGUCUUCCAAAAAACGGGAGCCGAUUCAGGCCAGCACGGCCGGAGAGGCGAUCGAAAAGAUGCUGGAACAGAAGAAGAUCUCCAGUAAAAUUAAUUACAACGUGCUCAAGGACCUGAACAGCAAAGGGAGCAGCACACCCAAGCGAGAGGUCGAGGGCCCCGAAGAGGACAGCGGCAGCACCAAGAGGUUGUCGAGGAGAAAAGCCAUCCCCAGCAGGACGACGGCCGAGCCCCUGAGCAGCCUGGGAAAAAGAUUGAGGCCUCUCCUGUCUACGCAUCCGGCGAAGAAGGCUGCAGUUGGAGAGGCACCUGCCCCGGGUUCGCUGGGAGCGGUUCCGGAGCCCAAGCCAGCCAAUGUCGUGGUGGAGAGCGGGCCCGUGUCCUAUAAUCACGAAGACGACGUGGCGGAGGAAGAGGAGGCCGAAGAGGAUGACGAUCACUGCGUGAGCGCCCUCCAGCUAAUGGGAGGAAAUGAUUACGGCUGCGAGAUAGACGACGACGAUUUCUGAAGGGCCCCGCUACGACCUGGCCGUUGGACCGACCCUGGGAUCUGAGUCGGCUGGCGCGUCGGAGAGACCCUUGGGGGCCCCCUCCGGCCUCCUGGUCGGCGUGAACAAUCCUGACCUUUAAGAUGGGCUCCCGAGGCUGUACCGUGACCCAUCCCAUCUGCACUGGCCCCACCUCCCCCACCCCCGGGACCAUGGUCAGGUUCCGGGGGCAGACCUUGGAUUUUGGGAUCAUGUUUGGAGAAACGCAAGUGAUCAUUUCUAAAGCAGAGAGGGCGGUCUCUCUCUCUCUCUCUCUCUCUCUGUCACUCACUCACUCUCUCUCCGUGUGUGUUCCCAUCUGAUGGAGAAGAUGGUUUGUAAGUUCCCCCCGGGCUAGCAUCUCGCUGCCGCUGGAUUGAGCAGCUCUGCCCCACUGGCCGGCACGGAAGGAAGGUAGACUUUCCGUUCGGCCUCUGGCCUGUACAAAACGCAAUGUCUUGCGAGGCCAAAGUGAGCAUACCUCUCUACACUAAACCUCAAAGAAUCCAGAGCCCGGACUUCCCGGCACGGGACCGGGCUGGGCUCCAUUCUCCGGGCCUUUCUUUGCCACCCCUGGACGGGGGAGAGCGUGGGGGUGCCGGCGCAGAGACACUGGACCGCCCCGCUCCGCCCCGCAGGAUCCGGGGGGCCGAGUGCCAUCGGAGUGGCAGAAGCUGGAACGGAGCCGUUUGAUGGCGUGUCGGUCGUCACCCGCAGCCCGAGGGGCGAGCCAACUGAAACCCCGACCCGGUGCUCGCUCACUCGGGCUGCGUCCUGGGGGCUCUGGAUCGACAGGAAACACGGACGGCGAGCAAGACUCGGCUCGUCUCCCCGUCCGGGCCCUGCCCUCUCCCUCCCGCCAUCCCCUCCCUUCUGAAUCUCGUCUCUCUAGUGGUUUGUCCCAUAGCAGGUGCUUAAUAAAUGCCGUAAUGACUGAAACA
Molecule: messenger RNA, 3325 nt
Organism: Ornithorhynchus anatinus (platypus)
Lineage: Eukaryota; Metazoa; Chordata; Mammalia; Monotremata; Ornithorhynchidae
Gene: BRF1
Product: BRF1 RNA polymerase III transcription initiation factor subunit
Exons: 14
Coding region: 897-2366 (489 amino acids)
Biological process (GO): DNA-templated transcription initiation; transcription by RNA polymerase III; transcription preinitiation complex assembly
Cellular component (GO): transcription factor TFIIIB complex; nucleus; transcription preinitiation complex
Molecular function (GO): TBP-class protein binding; RNA polymerase III type 3 promoter sequence-specific DNA binding; RNA polymerase III general transcription initiation factor activity
Source: RefSeq, a predicted model, not a curated record